UGAUGCUCUGUAUUUAAUUCUUGCAUUUUUGUAUUUAUAUGUACUUCUUUUGAUUCAUACAAUGCAGUUAAACUGAAGUUCGAACUUUGCAUAACAGGACUAAAGUUUCAAGAUCACUCCUUGCUUCGGCUCUCUCUUUCCUCGAUUUGGUCUAGCUUCAGGGCUCUUCACAGAGCCAUUGAUGUCAAACCGCAUAGCAAACGCAUCGGUUGAAGGUGACAUACGGAUGUCAGAGAGGAGAACUAGCAACGAAGGAGAAGUUGUCAUCAACGUCUCAGAAGCGUCGAGAGACCCAUCAGCAUCUCCUUCCAAUGUAGCUGAGUCAGAUGCGGGGACUGCAAAACCAGAACCGCUAAGCAUCCCACCUCCUGAAAUCUAUAAGUUCUCUGGCAGCGUUCACAAGCCGCCUAAAGUUCCGGGUCCAAACAAUGAAGGUCUAACUCGGAGAAAAUCUCUAGCGAGGUCGGUUUACUCCAAGCCCAACUCAAGGUUUGGGCAACAACAGUCCUAUCGGUUCGAUAAGAUAGCGGAGGAACACGGUGGAAGUCUUAGGGAACAUUUUGGAGCUGCCUCGUUUUCGAGGAACUCUUUUGAUAGGGCUUCCCCUAAUAACAAAUCCAAUAGGAGUGUUUGCUCAAAUGCCAUGAGUAAAGUUGCUGAGGAGGAAGCUGACGAAAACGAAGAGAUCUACAAGAAGGUUAAGCUACACCGAGUGAAGCGUGGUGGAGUGAAACCUCUGGCUCUGCUUGACUUGCUACUGUUUGUGGCCAUUCUUUGCACUUUGGUCGUGAGUUUAACAGUUGAUACGGUGAAGGAUCAUUCCAUUUGGGGAUUGGAAGUUUGGAAAUGGUGCGUUCUUGUGAUGGUGACGUUUAGCGGAAUGUUGGUGACGAACUGGUUCAUGCACUUUGCGGUGUUCAUCAUAGAAAAGAACUAUCUCCUACGUAAAAAAGUUUUAUACUUUGUGCAUGGUUUGAAGAAGAAUGUUCAAGUCUUCAUUUGGUUCAGCUUGAUUCUGGUUGCUUGGGUCUUUCUCUUCGACCAUGACGAGAGACGCUCUCGUAAGACCACCAAGUUUCUCGACUUUAUAACAUGGACUAUUGUCUCCCUUCUGGUCGGCUCAAUCAUUUUCUUGGUGAAGACAUUUGCCUUGAAAGUCCUUGCUUCAAAGUUCAACGUCAGAAACUUCUUCGAGAGGAUUCAAGAGUCUGUCUUCCACCAGUACGUCCUCCAGACACUCUCGGGACCUCCACUUAUAGAAGAGGCCGAGAAUGUUGGGCGCGUGCCAAGCACGGGCCAUCUUAGUUUCACUAGCACCAAGAAUGGAACGGUGAAAGGGAAAAAAGUGCUUGAUAUGGGAAAGGUUCACAAGAUGAAACAAGAGAAGGUCUCUGCUUGGACAAUGCGAGUUUUGAUUGAAGCAGUUGGAGCUUCAGGUCUCUCAACCAUAUCCAACACUUUGGAUGAGGUUAGCAAUGAGAAAGAGAAAGCUGAUAAAGAGAUAACUAGUGAGAUGGAGGCUGUGGCUGCUGCUUAUGAUAUCUUCAACAAUGUUGCUCAGCCAGACAACAAUUAUAUAGAGGAAGAUGACUUGCUAAGGUUCAUGAUUAAGGAAGAGGUAGACCUUGUACUACCUUUAAUAGACGGUGGCGAGACUGGAAAAAUCACACGCAAUGCUUUUACAGAUUGGGUGAUUAAUGUUUACACAAGUCGGAAAUCAUUAGGACAUUCACUGAACGAUACAAAGACAGCGGUUAAACAGGUGGACAAACUUAUAACUGGAGUCCUGUCAGUUAUCACCUUCAUCAUUUGGUUGGUGCUACUGGAUAUAGCAACAACCAAGAUUUUGGUGGUUAUGUCUUCACAAUUCGUGGGUCUUGCUUUUAUGAUCGGAAGUACUUGCAAGAAUAUCUUUGAAUCCUUUGUGUUUGUCUUUGUGAUGCAUCCUUAUGACGUAGGUGACCGUUGUGUUGUCGACGGUGUACUGUUGCUGGUUGAAGAAAUAGAUCUUUUAACUACCGUGUUCCUCAAGCUUGACAACGAGAAAGUGUUUUACCCAAAUGCGAUUUUAGUCUCGAAACCAAUAAGCAAUUUUUACAGAAGUCCAGAUAUGGGAGAUUCAAUAGAAUUCUCCAUUGCCUUUGCAACGCCGGCCGCGAAGAUCGCCACUCUCAAGGAGAAAAUAGCAGAAUUUUUGGUGCAGAACCCACAAAACUGGUAUCCAGAACCAAUGUUGAUGGUGAAGGCGAUUGAGAAUGUGAACAAGCUGAAUUUGAAUCUGCUCGUACAACAUACCAUGAACUUCCAAAACUUCGGAGAGAAGAACCUCAGAAGAACCGGGCUGAUCAUUGCUCUUAAGCGAAUACUUGAGGAGCUUGAGAUUGAUUACACUCUUCUUUCUCAAGAAGUUCACCUCACUGGUCACAAAUGAGUGCUAGACCACUCUCCUUUCUUUCCUUUGUUUUUGCAUUUAUUCAAGUAGUACUAGUUAAGUAGUUAGCUUCAUUUGCUUCCGUUUAAUUAUGAACUCAAAAAACUUAAUGAGGUUUCCGUUUCUCUUUGAGUACCAGCGUUAGAUUUUUGUAUGGUUUCCUUUUUUAAACUUUGUGGUACUACAGCUGGGCGAUCUGAC
Messenger RNA from Raphanus sativus (radish), 2632 nucleotides. Its product is annotated as mechanosensitive ion channel protein 9-like. Gene Ontology annotation, cellular component: plasma membrane. Lineage: Eukaryota; Viridiplantae; Streptophyta; Magnoliopsida; Brassicales; Brassicaceae. The transcript is spliced from 6 exons. Gene Ontology annotation, molecular function: mechanosensitive monoatomic ion channel activity. The record is from RefSeq and is a predicted model, not a curated record. Bases 182 to 2431 code for a protein of 749 amino acids. Gene Ontology annotation, biological process: detection of mechanical stimulus; monoatomic anion transport; transmembrane transport.